Molecule: messenger RNA, 5423 nt
Organism: Malaya genurostris
Lineage: Eukaryota; Metazoa; Arthropoda; Insecta; Diptera; Culicidae
Gene: alka
Product: glycine receptor subunit alpha-4
Exons: 9
Coding region: 1349-2800 (483 amino acids)
Biological process (GO): regulation of membrane potential; chemical synaptic transmission; signal transduction
Cellular component (GO): synapse; membrane; neuron projection
Molecular function (GO): chloride channel activity; neurotransmitter receptor activity; extracellular ligand-gated monoatomic ion channel activity
Source: RefSeq, a predicted model, not a curated record
CGCGUGCGUUACGGGUUUUUCCAUCGGUCCACCAGUACCCCAUCUGAUUUCGCGGUGAACCGGCAUCGAAUCGACGGACAACCUUUAAUACAAUAAACAUAAAAUCCGUACACUUCGGUUCCUCCUAUUCUGGCUGCUAUUUGUUUGCUUGUCGACUUCCCACCUUGAGAUUGGCUAGAUUCGGAGCACUCCAACGUGUGCCCUUUGACUGUUGGGUGGAAAAUUGGAAGCUCUCAGUUCGCGGCCAUCCGUCCUGCUGUUCGGGAGUGUGUAUGAGAAAGUGCAAGGAUUACGGAACGGGUGAAUGGUUUAAUUAUUAACACGUGGUGCCUUAAAGGAGAAAAGCGUGCUCAUUGUGGUUGCAUUGUGGGAAUGGCAAAACGGUGAUUGUCACUCGAUUGAUAGUGUUUGGCGGGAAAUUUUAAUAAUUGAAUACAUUGAUUGUUGGAAAAUGUGAAUCGGGAGUUUUUUUUCAAGAUAAUGUACGACUGGAUCGAACUUCUAUGGAUUACGGUGGAGUGAUUUUGUGACUGUGGUGUGCCUUUAGAAAAAAAAAUACUUGUGCUCGUGGCGAUAAGCGGUACUGGUUAAUUAAAACCUACGAUAAAUUGGAAAAUGGAGCAGAGAUUAAGAAAGAGAGAAAGAGAGAGAUAGAGAAGUAAUCAGAUCUACAACCCGCGAUUACGUUGGUUAAUUGUAGACCAACAUAGAGCUAUCAUGGUGUGAAAUGUAUGUGUUCCCCGCUUCGUAUCACGAUCAUCAACUACAAAAACACGUGUAGCGUAGCAAUGAUUUUUCACUCUCUUGAAAAAAAAACGUUCCUAACGAAAAACAUUUACUAGCAGUCAGCAGGAUAUGAACCGAAACCGCAUUCAAGUAUGUGAUAUUCGAAGUGAAAUAUAUUGCUUCCGAUUAAACUCGGUGACAACGAAUUCAAAGUGAAAUACUUGAAAGCAGCGAAGAAAAAUAGCAAACAUGAACAAACACCAUUAUCGCCAGCAACGGCUACCAAGCGGAACAAAACUGCCUCGAGUGAAUUGAAUUCCCUUUUGGAAAAGCGACCAACCGGUCGUAUGCUCGGGAUCCGGUGUGAAGGUAGCAGAAAAUUGAAGCAAAACUGUAACCCAGCUGUUAAUUAAUCAAACCAUUAUGCAAUGAUCAUUCGCGCUAGUGCGACGACUUCGUCCACAGCGGCUAAUACCAUAACAUCCAACGUGUCCAGUUUCGUUGAUUCCAAAACCGUUCCCCCCAACACCAGACAUCGCUGUUUGGCGGCAGCGACGACAACGACGACGACGGCAACUACAACGACAUCCUCUUUCGGUGCCUCGGCAGCAGGAGAAACAGGAUGGCCGCCACUACCAGGAGUACGUCGGUUAUUUUCGGAGUCGUUCUGCUGCUAUUGGGCUUCCUGAAGGAUGUUAUUGCUGCAAAAAACUACACUUUGAAACCACGAGUUGUUCUUCCCGACGAUUACGUAAAAGAGGUGAGGCCUCCCUCAAAAAAAGGUACACCCGUGAUCGUAGAAUUCAGUAUAUUCGUCGUGGACAUCAAUUCGAUCAACGUAGAAGACAUGGAUUUCAGAGUAGAUAUGUUUGUUCAUCAGAAGUGGGUCGAAUCGCGACUGGAUUUGCACGACGACAUCUUCGAGGAUGGCGACGAUCACGUUAUUCUUCCGCCAGAGUUUUUCGAUAACCUUUGGCAGCCGGAUCCGUACUUUCUGAAUUCGAAAAUUUCAGGUCAAUCUUUUGUAAAUCAAGGUAUUAAUAGGGUUUUAUGUGGCAAAAUCAGUUGUAUGACAUCGAUGCGACAGCAAGAAAUCGCAACACUGACGCACAAAUUCUCAUCGGUAACCCUGUACAAAAACUCAACCGUGCGUUACGCGUGUAUGAUGCAUGCCAUCAUCGCCUGCCAGAUGGAGUUUCAACUGUACCCAAUGGACAUCCAGAUCUGUCCGAUCUACAUCGAGAGUUUUUCCUAUCACAAUCAAAAGAUUCGGCUCAAGUGGGCCGACAACGGUGUCACCCUGAAUCCUGAGCUCAAAUUGCUACAGUACAACCUUGGCCAACCAUUACAGUUAGAGGAGACUGACGGUUACAUGCCGGAGAAAUACGGAAAUUUUUCUCGCCUGGCAGUAUAUUUCCGAUUUGAGCGGCAAAUUGGUCAUCAUUUGAUACAGACCUUUGCACCCUCAACCUUGGUAGUUAUGCUUUCAUGGUUUAGUUUUUGGCUUGGUUUGGAUGCAAUCCCAGGUCGAGUGACUUUAUUAGUUACCUGCAUGCUAACACUGGUGACAAUGUUUACUGGAAUGCGGGCAGAUAUUCCUCCUGUUGCCUACGUCAAGGCACUGGAUCUCUGGAUGGCUGGUUGCAUGAUGUUUGUGUUCUCUGCGCUUGCUGAGUUUGUGGUUGUGAAGGUGUUGGAUGUGCAGUACCAGUAUCAGGUAAACAAAGUACCGAAGGUAUUGCCAAUGCGAAUUAGUGCAAUGGAAAAGGGCCAGUGCGCGACGGUUGCGAACUGGGAAGGCGGUGCGGUCAGCGUUCGACCACGAAAGCCAACACAAACGCCUACUACCCCUGGUCAGGUAUCGCUGCAGGGCAACGGAGGACCGCAACCUCCGAUGGCCAAACAACCAACACGGAGGCAAAGUAUUCUCUCCGUAGCUUGGACCGAUACGGACACAGGCAUCGAGAAGAUUAUGUGGCGUGAGAUUGACAAAAUGUCGCGAGUAGUAUUUCCCGGAUUAUUUCUCGUUUUUGUCGUACUUUACUGGCCAAUACUAAUUUUCAAAACAUCUUGAUCGACUGGGGAGUGGUAGAAAGUAACUAUGCUCUUUUUAUAUUUUCAACAUCCCUACUUAUCCAACGAAACUCCUGUAGCACACUUUGCACACUAUAUUUUAUACUAUCUACUAAAAGGUCUAUUUUAGGUCUCCAUCACAAUAUUCAACGAUAAAGUAUGGCUUAAAACACUCCUAAGAACUCAGAUCGGAAAUGACAAAUCUUAAUUGUUUUCCUUUUUGCAACGAAUUAGUCAAAAUCAAUAGUAUAAAUAUGGAAUGAGGUUCACUGGCAAAUGUAUUCACAUUUAGUCCACGCACAAAUCUGAAUAUUUUAAUUUUAUGGUAAAUUAAUCCCUAAAACUUGAGUUUUUUUGGACUUCUACAAUGGUCAUAAAUCCAAACAAAAUGUCUGAAUGCAAAUGUCACGCGAAACGUCAGGACGCGCAUACGAGCUAAUUACAUUUGAUCAAAGCAAACCAGUCAGAAUGAAUGCAAUAACAGCUCAUCGCUUCGCGUUCCGUGCUCACUCUGACAGCAACCUAAGGUUGAUAUCAGAGUUUGCGCGGAACGCGGACCGAAGCGAAGCGAUUCAAUGCGAUGUACUGUUUUCACAUCGCAUUCACUCUGACAGGUUUGCUUUGAUCAAAUGUAACUAGCUCACACGCGCUUCCAGACGCUUCGCGUGACGCUUUCACUCUGACAGCAACCUAAGGAUGCUGUCAAAAUGAGAGCGGAACGCGGUACGGAACAAAGUGAUAACGCAUCGCAUUCACUCUGACAGGUCUGUUUUGAUCAAAUAUUGGGUCAUGGCACCAAUAGUCAUCUCAUUUCUAGAGUCGCAAUAUUUGUUUGCCAAUUACUCGGCUUUCAAUCAAUCAGUUCAGCUUCGCCAUCGCACGGCAUCACUUUCAAUAUAUAAUGUCAAUUAUAUGAAGGCGCAGUGCUACUAUUUUGGCACGCACGAAUUUGACAUCGCAUCGCAAAUCGCUUUAAUUCUGACAGCAACCUAAAGUGGCUACACUGAUAAAAAAAAAUUGCACGAUCGUAUAUGCAAAAUGCUUGAUUAGGUUAUCAGUGUUUCGUUUGAAAUCUAUAUGGAAAACAAUGUGUCAUUCAUAUUAAAUUCAUACUGAAUCUAGAGGUAACGAUAUAUCUUAUCGUUUUGAUGUGCAUUUAGAUGCAUUGUAUUGCCAGGACUUUUCUUUAUUGUAUAUUUUCAUGAAUUUUGGACUGAAGCGAAGUGGUUCAAUGCGAUGUACCGUUAUCACUUCGCGUGACGCUCGCACUUUAACAGUAGCCUUACUUUACUAAUUCGCAUUUUCAAAACUAUCUCUGUGAGAAAGUCAAAAGUUUUUGACCGGGAACAUCUCUUGUUGUACUCAAAGUAAAUUGCUUGCGUUUGCCGUGCUCUAACGAUGGUUUUUAUGUAAUGAGGGACAUAUUAUUAGCCGAGUCCUAAACCCAGGCCCAAAAAGUGAAGUUAGAAUCCAGAAUCCAGAAUCAUGGUUCAGAUCCAGGUGGAGUACUCGGAUCCAGGUUCACAAUUCAUGUCUAGGUCCAAAAUUCAGGUUCAAAAUACAGGACCAAGUUCAAAAUUCAAAUCCCGAAGCCAGGCUCAAAAUUCCGUUCCAAAAGCGAAAUCCUGGUCCAGGUCAAAAAAUCUGGUAUAGGAUCCAGAUUCAAGUCCAUCCAUCCAUUCAUGAAUCAUGAAUAUUACUAAUCCUGUUCUACGUUGGACUCAGGCUUACCAUAGCACUGAUGCAGUUCAGAUCCUAAUCUUGGAUUUGGCAUGUUACCUGUAAGUUCCAAAUCCUGAACCUGGAAUUGGACUUACUAUAUUACCGGUCCGGGGCCAGAUGCUGAAACUGAAACCGUAUCUGGAUAUGGAAUUAGCAUAUGAUGGGCCCAGUUUCGGGUCCAGAAUCUUGACAAGUAAUAUUGUAAAACCAGGCCCAGUUUCACUCAACAGUGUUUGACAUCGGAAAAUUUGUUGAAGAAACCUUUUUAUUCUUUUUUGGUGAGGAACACAAUUUGGUUUUCUUUAUAAGGGGUAUAUUAAAAAUUCAAGCAAGUAAAAGUAUAAAAAAGUUGUCAUUUUUUGAACACUUACUGUUCAAUCGAUAUCGUUAGUAAUAUUUUUAAACUUAUUGGUUGGAUAUAUUUCUACGCAUCUAAUAAUAACUUGAUCUCAAGUAAAUGAGGUUGAAAUAAGAAGCUAGAACUGUAGAACCGAUUCAAAACGGUUCUGCCAGUCUUCUAUGGCAAGAUUCUGGCAGAAACAAAACCGUUAAUAACCGCUAGGCAAAAUUCUCUGCUGGAAAAAGGUUUUUGCUUUGUUGCCAGUUCCUUGCCGGAAUUCUAAUAGAAUGCCGAAAAAUUUCCUGGCAGAUAUAGCCCGUCGUCUGGAGGGAAAUGUGUCGGUCGCGUACCAGUCGGCAUAAGCGAUUGCUGGCCUGUACCAGACCCUGUCAGCUUGAAGCGAAUAUUAAUCUUCAGUUCAGCAACGCCAUCGCACGGCAUCACAUUCAAAAUAUCAUGUUGCGCUGUCCCACAUUAUCAGAUCCGAAUCGAUUUCGAUUUUUUUUUUUCAUUCGGAAUUCCAUGUGGAAAUCAUGAUGAAUUCCGAAAAAAUUUCAACUCC